Messenger RNA from Bipolaris zeicola 26-R-13, 1209 nucleotides. RefSeq lists its product as uncharacterized. The record is from RefSeq and is a predicted model, not a curated record. Gene Ontology annotation, cellular component: mitochondrion. Gene Ontology annotation, molecular function: ketol-acid reductoisomerase activity. The transcript has 4 exons. The coding region runs from base 1 to 1209 and encodes 402 amino acids. NCBI's taxonomy places the organism in Eukaryota, Fungi, Ascomycota, Dothideomycetes, Pleosporales, Pleosporaceae. Gene Ontology annotation, biological process: L-valine biosynthetic process.
AUGGCCUCAAGACCCGUCACCCGUGCCCUCCGCCAAUCCGCCCGCCAAUUGGCGGCUGCUCCAGCCCAGAAGAGGACCUUUGUCUCUGCUCUGAGUGCUGGUGCAAAGAAGGCUGCUCCCCGCGCUGCCGUUACCAGCCAGUUCCAGCAAACUCGUGGUGUCAAGACCAUUGACUUUGCCGGUACCAAGGAGACUGUCUACGAGCGUGCCGACUGGCCAAAGGAGAAGCUUUUGGAAUACUUCAAGAACGACACCCUCGCCCUCAUCGGCUAUGGCUCCCAGGGCCACGGCCAGGGUCUCAACAUGCGUGACAACGGCCUCAACGUCAUCGUCGGUGUACGGAAGAACGGUACUUCAUGGAAGGAGGCCGAGCAGGACGGCUGGGUUCCCGGCAAGAACCUCUUCGACAUUGACGAGGCCAUUGGCAAGGCCACCAUUGUCAUGAACCUCCUCUCAGAUGCCGCUCAAUCCGAGACCUGGCCCGCUAUCAAGCCCCAGCUUACCAAGGGAAAGACUCUCUACUUCUCCCACGGUUUCUCUCCCGUCUUCAAGGACCUCACCAAGGUCGAGGUUCCCAAGGACAUUGACGUCAUCCUCGUUGCCCCCAAGGGCUCCGGCCGUACCGUCCGCACUCUUUUCCGUGAGGGCCGUGGUAUCAACUCCUCCAUUGCCGUCUACCAAGACGUCACCGGCAAGGCCAAGGAGAAGGCUGUCGCCCUCGGUGUUGCCGUCGGUUCCGGAUACAUGUACGAGACCACCUUCGAGAAGGAGGUCUACUCUGACCUUUACGGCGAGCGUGGUUGCUUGAUGGGUGGAAUCCACGGCAUGUUCCUCGCCCAGUACGAGGUUCUCCGUGAGCGUGGCCACAGCCCAUCUGAGGCCUUCAACGAGACCGUUGAGGAGGCUACCCAGUCUCUGUACCCCUUGAUCGGUGCCAACGGCAUGGACUACAUGUACGCCGCCUGCUCCACCACUGCUCGUCGUGGUGCUAUCGACUGGAGCAAGCGCUUCAAGGAUGCCCUCAAGCCUGUCUUCGAUGACCUCUACACCUCCGUCGAGAACGGUACCGAGACCAAGCGCUCUCUCGAGUACAACUCGCAACCCGACUACCGUGAGAAGUACAACCAGGAGCUCAAGGAGAUUGACGACCUUGAGAUCUGGCGCGCCGGAAAGGCUGUCCGCUCUCUCCGCCCCGAGAACGCCAAGUAA